Messenger RNA from Helianthus annuus (common sunflower), 1266 nucleotides. Its product is annotated as protein GRAVITROPIC IN THE LIGHT 1. Bases 1 to 1266 code for a protein of 421 amino acids. The transcript is spliced from 2 exons. Gene Ontology annotation, biological process: negative gravitropism; response to red or far red light. The record is from RefSeq and is a predicted model, not a curated record. NCBI's taxonomy places the organism in Eukaryota, Viridiplantae, Streptophyta, Magnoliopsida, Asterales, Asteraceae.
AUGGACACUAAACCAACUUCUACAUCUAGAAGCAAACUCUCCAAAACCUUCCACAAAGUCCUCCCUUUCAAAAAAUCAACCAAAUCCCUUUCUAACAAUGGUUUCUGCCUCUUACUCCCACAUGAUAACAAGUUCAAAAACACUGAAACCGACCCUCUCAGGCAUUUCAACAAACACCUGGCGGACGACCCGGUUCACCGCAACCGGGCCGCCAUGGAGGCCUUUGUUGCGAAACUUUUCGCAACAAUAUCCUCCCUUAAGGCGGCCUACGCUGAGCUGCAGGCCGCCCAGUUCCCGUAUAACGGGGAAGCGGUCCAAUGCGCCGAUCAGGGCGUAGUGGACGAGCUUAAGCGAAUAUCCGAAAUGAAGCGAAUGUUUUUGAAGAAACAAGUUGAUGUUUCACAAGCUCAUGUCACUCUAUUGUUAUCUGAAAUAGAGGAACAACAGUCUCUGAUGAAAAUGUACGAGAUUACAAUGAACAAAAUGGAAAGAGAAAUCAAAUCAAAAGAUUUUGAAAUCUCGUCGCUAAAAACCCAACUGUCGGAAAUAACAUCCGUCAACAAAUCUAUCGAAACCAAGCUGAAUUCCAGCGCGUGUUUCCCACUACGGGAUGACGUCACCCUGCAUAACUUAACCCCAACGCAUUUCGUGGACGUGUUGCACUACGCGCUCAGAUCGGUUCGAAGCUUCGUGAAGGUGCUGGUGCGCGAUAUGAUCAACGCGCAUUGGGAUAUUGACGCAGCGGUACAAGCGAUCGACCCGACUAUCAUUUUUGCUAAACCCGCCUACAGUAAUAGUAAUAAUAAAGUUCGGUGGUUUAACCGGUUUAAAAGAAUGAAAUCGGUUACAACACAACAAUUAUUGAAAGAGAAUCCAAAAUCUAUUUUUGGGAAGUUUACACGCGCCAAGUACAUGCGACUGGUGCAUCCAAAAAUGGAAGCGUCAUUGUACGGGAACCUAAGCCAACGGAAAACUUUGAACACGUGGCAGUAUCCGGAUACGGUGUUUUUCGGCGCGUUUACGGAGAUGGCGCGGCGCGUGUGGGUGUUGAGGUGUUUGGCGGCGGCGUUUGAGAAGGAGGUGAGUGUGUUUAUGGUGCGGAAAGGGAGUCGGUUUUCGGAGGUGUUUAUGGAGAGCGUGACGGAUGAGGCGGUGGUUACGGGUGGAGGCGGGGAGGUUCGGGUCGGGUUUACGGUGGUUCCGGGGUUUAAGAUUGGGGACACGGUGGUGCAAAGUCAGGUUUUUGUCCUUCCGGCACGGCGGUGA